Messenger RNA from Cicer arietinum (chickpea), 4108 nucleotides. Its product is annotated as NF-X1-type zinc finger protein NFXL1-like. The record is from RefSeq and is a predicted model, not a curated record. NCBI's taxonomy places the organism in Eukaryota, Viridiplantae, Streptophyta, Magnoliopsida, Fabales, Fabaceae. Gene Ontology annotation, cellular component: nucleus. Gene Ontology annotation, molecular function: zinc ion binding; RNA polymerase II transcription regulatory region sequence-specific DNA binding; DNA-binding transcription factor activity, RNA polymerase II-specific. Gene Ontology annotation, biological process: regulation of DNA-templated transcription.
AGUGGUGGGACGAAGUUGUUUUGCUUGAGCGCCAAGCAGAAGAAUUCCAGUCAACUGCUGCGACUGCGUAUACAAUGCAUCCCACAAACGUAUCGUAUAUAUACAUACAACCUUUUAUAUUCAUAUUCAUUCAAUCUUCUUUUCACCCCAUUUUUCGUUCUUUCUUGAUAAUCUAAAACAACUCAACAACACCAAUAUAAGCUCCUCUAAAUCCCAUUCCCAAUCAGUUAUGAGCUUACAACGGAGGGAUAGGGUUUGUCGUCAGGAAUGGGUUCGUAGACCAUCCUCCUCCUCCUCCUCCUCCUCAACCAUAAACGAGAAUCAGAAUGGUGGCUCCAAUCGAAUAAGGAAUGUCCGUCAAGAUCAAGAGGAGAAAGGAUUAUUGAAUUUACAUUUACCUCAACUGCUGCAAGAGAUUCAAGACAAGCUCAACAAAGGCACAGUCGAGUGCAUGAUUUGCUAUGAAACUGUUGGAAGGUCUGCACCUAUCUGGUCAUGCUCCAGUUGCUACUCAAUCUUUCACCUCAAUUGUACAAACAACUGGGCUCGUGCACCCACUUCAUCUGCAUCUCCCCACAACAACCACUGGCGCUGUCCUGGUUGUCAAUCUCUUCAGCUCAAUUCCAACAACCACAUCAUCAUUAGCUACUUUUGCUUCUGCAGGAAGAGGCUUGACCCUCCAUCCGAUUUCUACCUAACGCCUCAUUCCUGUGGAGAACCGUGUGGGAAGCCUCUUCAGAAUGGGAACAGCAAGUCUGGGGAUCUUUGCCCUCAUGUUUGUGUUUUGCAAUGCCAUCCCGGUCCAUGUCCUCCUUGCAAAGCAUUUGCUCCGCCCCGUUUGUGCCCUUGUGGGAAGAAAAAUAUUACCACUCGCUGUUCGGACGGCGAAUCUCUUACUUGUGGCCAACAAUGUCAAAAGCUUCUUCAAUGUGGGCGCCAUCGGUGUGACCAAUUUUGUCAUCUUGGUCCUUGUGAUCCUUGUCAUCUUCCAACCGAUGCUUCUUGCUUCUGUAGUAAAAAGUCUGAAGCUAUUCUUUGUGGGGACAUAGCCUUGAAGGGUGAAAUCAAAGUAGAAGGUGGAGUUUUUUCUUGUGGUUCCACUUGUGGAAAUAAACUUGGUUGUGGAAAUCAUAUUUGUACUGAGACCUGUCAUCUAGGCAGCUGUGCCGAGUGUGACUUGUUGCCAACUCGUGUUAAGACAUGUUGUUGCGGGAAAGUUAGCUUAGAGGGAGAACGACACAGUUGUUUAGACCCAAUACCUACCUGUUCACAAGUAUGUGGCAAGUCCCUUCCUUGUGGUAUGCAUCGUUGUAAACAGAAAUGCCAUGUUGGGGAUUGUUCUCCUUGUUUGGUUUUAGUCCCUCAGAAGUGUCUGUGUGGCUCAACUUCCAGAACUGUGGAGUGCUGUAAGACAACAACGGAAAAUGAGAAAUUUACUUGUGAAAAGCCUUGUGGGCAGAAAAAGAAUUGUGGAAGGCAUCGUUGUAGUGAACGGUGUUGUCCACUCUCUAAUUCAAAAAAUAUUCUAAAUGCAGAUUGGGAUCCACACCUCUGUUCCAUUUCAUGUGGAAAGAAGUUACGCUGUGGGCAACAUGCGUGUGAUUCCCUAUGUCACAGUGGUCAUUGUCCACCUUGUCUUCAAACUAUAUUCACGGAUUUGACAUGUGCUUGUGGCAGGACUUCAAUCCCUCCUCCAUUGCCCUGUGGUACACCGAUGCCGUCAUGUCAGCUUCCAUGUUCAGUUCCUCAGUCAUGUAGCCAUCCAGCUUCCCACAGCUGUCAUUAUGGAGAUUGCCCUCCUUGUUCUGCACCUGUAGCAAAAGAAUGUAUUGGCGGACAUGUAGUUCUUAGGAACAUAUGUGGCUCAAAGGAUAUUAGAUGUGAUAACCUUUGUGGGAAGACUAGACAUUGUGGUUUACAUGCCUGUGGCAGAACAUGUCACUCCCCACCUUGUGAUAAUCACACUGUUGUGCAAGGCAUUCGAACUUCAUGCAGGCAAACAUGUGGCGCUCCAAGGAGAGAUUGCCGCCAUACAUGUACAGCUCCUUGUCACCCUUCAUCUCCAUGUCCAGAUAGAAGAUGUGAGUUCCCUGUCACAAUCACUUGUACUUGUGGCCGAAUAACAACAAAUGUCCCUUGCGAUGCUGGUGGUGGUAGUGCUAAUUAUAAUGUUGAUGAUAUACUUGAGGCUUCCAUUAUUCAAAAGCUUCAACCAUUGGAUGCUAACGGCAAAGAAGUUUCCCUCGGACAACGGAAACUAAUGUGUAAUGAUGAGUGUGCUAAGUUGGAGCGUAAAAGGGUUCUCACUAAUGCUUUUGAGAUUACAACUCCAAAUCUAGAUUCUUUUAAUCUAGGUGAGAAUUCUGUUGCUUCUUCUGCAUUACUUGGUGAUAUAUUGAGGCGUGAUAGUAAGUGGGUUUUGUCUGUUGAGGAGAGAUGUAAGUGUUUAGUACUUGGCAAGAGCAAAGGAACCACACAUGGUCUAAAAGCCCAUGUUUUUUGUCCCAUGCUAAAGGAUAAAAGAGAUGCGGUGAGGAUGAUUGCUGAGAGAUGGAAGCUUGCAAUAAAUACAGCGGGCCGGGAGCCAAAGCAAUUUAUAGUUGUUCAUGUUUCCCGAAAAUCAAGAGCUCCAUCACGCGUGCUAGGGAUUAAGGGUACUACAACUGUACAUGUGCCCCUUCCUCCUGCAUUUGAUCAUUUAAUAGACAUGGACCCUCGAUUUGUUGUCUCUUUCCCCGACUUACCAAGGGUUGCAGAUAUCAGUGCGUUGGUGUUAAGAUUUGGAGGUGAGUGCGAACUUGUUUGGUUAGAUGACAAAAAUGCAUUAGCUGUUUUUAACGAUCCUGCCCGAGCUGCAACUGCAAUGAGAAGGUUGGAUCAUGGAAGUGUUUAUCAGGGAGCUAUUAAGGUUGUUCAGAAUGUAGGGGCAUCUGUAGCAUCUUCAGUUACAAAUGCUUGGGGAGGAGCUAGAACAACGAAAGGAGGGGCACUGGUAGCAUUGAAGGGUCAUGUGUGGAAAAAGGCUGUUGUUGUAGAAUCAGGAUGGAGAGAAGAUUCUUGGGGCGAUGAGGAGUGGGCUACUGGUUCUGCUAAUAUUAUCCAGUCAUCUAUUUGGAAGAAAGAAGCACCAAUAUCUGCUUCAUCAAAUCCUUGGAGUGUCUUAGAUCAAGAAUGGCCUUCAAGUUCAUCUGCUGCUGCUGUUAAAGACGAUACUUCAAGAAAACAAACUGAAAGUAAUGUUGUGACAAAGUUGGAUCCUCGGGAUGGUGGUUCAAAUCUAGAACACCAGCAUGGAAGAGACUUUGACACUUCAAAAGUUUUUGAUGUAGUAGAUGAUUGGGAGAAGGCUUGUGAAUGAGGAGAAAUGAACAAGAAGUAAACACUUUGUUUUUUCAUUACUUAUACAUUUUUUUAAAAGGAGACAAUGUAUUGUGUGGCCUGCCAUCCCUUUUUUCUAAUUGCAUGUUGGCACCCUCCUUGCCACUUUUUUUGGACUAAUAUUCUAAUUCUAAAAAUAUAGGAAACAUAGGAGUGAUGGCGUAUCAGGCAAUUGAAGGAAAUCUUACCUUGCUCUGGUGCCCUAAAUAAAAGUUGUGGAACAUUGCAAUUUCAUGUUUUUCAAUAGUAUGUAAAAUGUUCAAAGAAUAGCCUGGUGUCAACAAGCUUGAGUAGUUGCAUUUGAGAGGAAUAGAGAUGAAAAAGUUUGGACAUAAAAUGUUCAAUGUUGUUUGGAUGUGUGAUGGAAAAAGAAUGGGAAUAAAUUUUUGGUGUGAAGCUCAUAAAAAAUGUUUCUCCAUUAUAGGCAACAAUGGAAUCAACUAUUUGUCUCAAUUUUACCCUUCGUUUUGUUGUUGUAAGUUAAAUCGGUGUUCUAGUUCUAGUUAGUCAACAUCGGCUAAGAGGAAAAGUAGAAGAAAAAAAAUGGUCGUGUUAUUUCUGAAUAGCAUAUCCUUCAUAUUCUAGAUUGUUUUUGUUGAAAAUACAUUUAAGAUAUUUUGAAUAUCAUAUUGUAUGUAUCAUGUCAAUAAGGAUAGUAUCUCUUGUAUUUAUUGCUUUAAGCCUAUAUAAAAUCGGUUCUGUUGUGUAUUUCAAACACACGGUUUCAUCA